AUGUCCGGCUCCGGCAGGAAAGACUUCGACGUGAAGCACAUCCUGCGCCUCCGCUGGAAACUGUUCAGCCACCCCUCGCCGGCGGGCGGCCCGGCGGGGGGAGGCUGCCUGCCGCCCGACAGCAGCUUCGAGCACUGGGGACCGAGCCAGAGCCGCCUGCUGAAGAGCCAGGAGAGAGGCAACGGCGUCUUCUGGAAGAAAUCCGCCUCCUCCGCCUCCUCCUCGGCGGCCACCACAGCCAGCCCGCCCAACGGGACGCUGCUGCCCGCCGGCGGCCGGCCGGCCACGGGGCACGGCCCGGGACCGCCACCACCCCGCACCGUCUUCUACGUGGAGUCCCUGGAGGAGGAGGAGGAGGCGGCGCCCGGCGGGAUGGAGGUGGCCCGCGAGCCCGAGAAGCCCCUGGCACCGCCGGAGCGGGAGGAGGCGCCGGGGGGCUGCGCCGAUGGAGGCGGCCGGGCAACAGGUGACGGAGGCGGGCACAGGCUGUCAGGAGCCAGCCAUCCCUUGCCACCCCACUGUGACAUGGAUUCGUGUAGCUCUGAGGAAUUCUACCAGGCUGUUCACCAUGCAGAGCAAACCUUCAGGAAGAUGGAGAGCUACUUGAAGCAGCAGCAGCUCUGUGACGUUAUCCUGAUUGCUGGGGAUCGCAAGAUACCUGCACAUAGACUCGUCCUCAGUUCUGUCUCUGACUACUUUGCUGCCAUGUUUACAAGUGAUGUUUGUGAAGCCAAGCAAGAAGAGAUCAAAAUGGAAGGCAUAGACCCCAAUGCACUGUGGGAUCUUGUUCAGUUUGCGUAUACAGGCUGCCUGGAAUUAAAAGAAGACACCAUUGAAAACCUCCUAGCAGCUGCUUGCCUUCUCCAGCUCCCACAAGUAGUAGAGGUUUGCUGCCAUUUUCUGAUGAAGCUUUUGCACCCAUCCAACUGUUUGGGAAUACGAGCGUUUGCUGAUGCACAAGGAUGCACAGAGCUUAUGAAGGUGGCUCACAACUACACCAUGGAGAAUAUAAUGGAAGUUAUAAGAAAUCAAGAGUUUUUGCUUCUACCAGCUGAAGAACUCCAUAAACUUCUUGCCAGUGAUGAUGUCAAUGUUCCUGAUGAGGAAACCAUUUUCCAUGCCUUAAUGAUGUGGGUGAAGUAUGAUAUGCAGAGGCGAUGCAAUGAUCUAAGUAUGCUGCUUGCUUAUAUCAGAUUACCACUCCUUCCACCUCAGAUAUUGGCUGACCUGGAAAACCAUGCACUUUUUAAGGAUGACUUAGAAUGCCAGAAGCUUAUUCUGGAAGCCAUGAAAUAUCAUCUUUUACCAGAAAGAAGAACUCUCAUGCAAAGUCCAAGAACUAAGCCUAGAAAAUCUACAGUUGGAACACUUUUUGCUGUUGGAGGAAUGGAUAACAACAAAGGAGCCACAACUAUUGAAAAAUAUGAUCUCAGAACAAACAUAUGGAUUCAGGCUGGAGUAAUGAAUGGCAGGAGGCUUCAGUUUGGUGUUGCUGUCAUCGAUGACAAGUUGUUUGUCAUUGGAGGCCGGGAUGGUUUGAAGACAUUAAACACUGUUGAAUGUUACAAUCCAAAGACCAAGGCUUGGACUGUGUUACCACCUAUGUCAACACAUAGACAUGGCUUAGGAGUUACAGUGCUUGAAGGGCCCAUUUAUGCAGUGGGAGGACAUGAUGGUUGGAGUUAUUUGAACACAGUUGAGAGGUGGGACCCUCAAAGUCAGCAGUGGACAUUUGUGGCAAGUAUGUCAAUUGCCAGAAGCACUGUUGGAGUUGCAGCUUUAAAUGGCAAGUUAUAUUCUGUUGGAGGUCGGGAUGGAAGUUCAUGYUUGAGUUCAAUGGAAUAUUAUGAUCCUCACACAAAUAAAUGGAAUAUGUGUGCUCCUAUGUGUAAGAGGAGAGGAGGCGUAGGAGUGGCUACAUGUGAUGGUUUUCUUUAUGCAGUUGGAGGUCACGAUGCUCCUGCUUCUAAUCACUGUUCCCGACUGCUGGACUAUGUAGAAAGGUAUGACCCAAAAACUGAUACAUGGACAAUGGUGGCUCCUCUGAGCAUGCCUMGAGAUGCUGUUGGUGUUUGUCUCCUGGGUGACAAAUUAUAUGCAGUAGGUGGCUACGAUGGUCAAACAUACCUGAACACUAUGGAGGCAUAUGACCCUCAAACUAAUGAGUGGACACAGAUGGCUUCCUUAAAUAUUGGAAGAGCUGGUGCCUGUGUUGUAGUCAUCAAACAACCAUGACUUUGUCAGCACUGCUUAGGAUUUUACUGACUGUGAAAUGAUUAUUUUUGUAUGAGACAAAGACAAUGAUUACUUCACAAGAACAAGGAUUUACACAGUAAAUACGCUGUUGAUYGCAAACUUGAAGAAAUUUGGAAGUGACAAAGAUUAAGUAUUUAUGCCCUAUAAAAUCAUAAAAGCGUUCACAGUCAGUGAACAAGAAAAAAACCCCAGAGUAUUGUAGGCGUAAAUAUGUGAAUGUGGAGUAGUAGUAAGUUCAGGUACUGUUCUUGUGAAUGUGUCCUGGAGAACUGGAUAAUUGUGGGAAAUCUCUACAGAAAGAGCAGAAAGGAAUAUGAGAACAGUUUUUGUGGCUGCAAGAGAACUGCAGAAACACAAAAGUAUAUUUAAACAAUUUUAAACUGUGUUUUUUCAAAGAGAAAAGUGCAUAGUAAUAUAAUUUUUUUGUUGUUCGGGUCUUGUCUUYAAAUGGGUUAUGGCCUCAAAUGGGUUAUUUAAAUGAGCAGUUUGAUUUUUACUGAAGGGAAGAGGUGUAAUGGUCUGGAUAUUCAUAGCAACUGAGCUGUGACUCUAGAGUAGGAAGAAAAACAAAACUAAAAGUAGACUUAUUUUAUAACUUCAGAUUGUACCUCCUUGCCAGUGUUAACAAAUCUUAUAAAUGAGUUUACUGYGGAGAAAGCCUGUGUGUUCAAUCAACUAAUAUAUACCGUAAUCCUGUGGUUGCACUGGGGCUUUGUUGCAAAUAURGGAGUCAAAAGAGCAGUUACCUAAUUGUUUCUUAAUCUUAUAUUCAAUUUAAGCAUGUGGGCUCUAAUCUCAUUGUUCAGUGCAUCUACUGCAUGCUGGAAGCUCAUGAMAAGCUGGAAAAUUGAUGUCCUUCUUUCACUGCGUCAUGAAACAGAUGAACCAUGACUAAAACUGUCUACAGAGCCUCYUCUAACAUUUCAAGAGGGAGAAAAAUCCUACAUUAUAUUUCUUUCUGAUACUUGUGAAUACACAAUUUUGCCUAAUUAGAGCUGCCAAUUUAUGACUUUCUACUUAUGACUGAGAAUAACUGCAAGCUGGGAAAUCAGAAUGAAAGCUGGUGGAAUAAGGAAAAUCAGACCAUUUGAUCUAAUUAAGUUCAUAUGGUAAAUAUACUAGUGUCAUCUGUGCCGCCCUUUAGGGUUCCUAAUUUCUGCCAGCAAUGAUACUUUGAACUUUUCCUUUGGCAGUAGAUUUGAUGCUGAUGCUUUCUAUCUGCUCAGCUGAAUCAGUUAGAACCUGAASCUGCUAGGAAUAUGAAAUUCUGCUAUUCAGGAAGGCACAGUUUCUGGGAACAGGACUACCAAGUUUAUGUCUUUAAAGCCCUGCUGAAUCUAUAGAAAACAUUUCAUGGCCCAAAAGCAGAAACCUCACAAUCCACUGUCACUGGCAAUUUUGAGAAUUUUGAAUCCUGGUUGCACUAAAAUGAGUUUUCUUAGUGGAAAACUUUGCAAUCCUAUGAGAUGAAAAAAUACAUAAGGCUUCCAAAUUGGAACAUUUUGAUUUGAAGAUGUGUCUUUCCUUCUUACAGCAUCAGUAUGCGUGGAGAUCUUUGUUUACUGACGUAAGCUGAAUUUCAGUUCUGAAGCCUAAGUAUAUGGAUUUGAAUCUUUAAAGUAUUUCUCUGUCAUAAUUUGGAAUCACCUGAAAAUACUUCAAUAUUAAUUUUCCACAGCCAGUUGCCUUUUGAAUUGCAAUUAGUCUUUCACUGACAAGCAUGUCAAUUUUUCCCCAACUACAACRAAUUGUUGAAUAAAAGAUAUUAACUCUAAAAAUUUUGCUUCACAUAAACACAUGAUUCAGAGACCAAAUGAAGAUUCUAGAAUUAUGAUUGCAAUUAAAUAUAGACAUUGGCAUUCAAUUCUCCUAGAGAUACCUAAUGAACUUAGAAAUUSUAUUUUGAUUCUAUUCCAAGAACUUUCUUUUGAUUUCAUUAUAUUCAUACACAAUAGUAAUAUGAUUGCUCUACCUAUGUACUGCUCUUUAAAAUUGGAUUGUUUCUAUUAAUGUAAUUCUGUGGCAAAUUUGUUUUCURUGUCUCGACCAUUCUUUUCCUCCAKUUAUCCUCAAUUUUA
Molecule: messenger RNA, 4334 nt
Organism: Malurus melanocephalus (red-backed fairy wren)
Lineage: Eukaryota; Metazoa; Chordata; Aves; Passeriformes; Maluridae
Gene: KLHL1
Product: kelch like family member 1
Exons: 11
Coding region: 1-2235 (744 amino acids)
Molecular function (GO): protein binding
Source: RefSeq, a predicted model, not a curated record